Molecule: messenger RNA, 693 nt
Organism: Parastagonospora nodorum SN15
Lineage: Eukaryota; Fungi; Ascomycota; Dothideomycetes; Pleosporales; Phaeosphaeriaceae
Exons: 2
Coding region: 1-693 (230 amino acids)
Source: RefSeq, a predicted model, not a curated record
AUGGAGGAGGUUGCUAACAGUUUCUUCGCAGCUGCAUGGACGUCCUGGGACGCCGAGACUCCCUACGAUUACUGCAUCAACCAGCAGGUCUUCUGGUUCGUUGCCGCGGGCUACAACAUCGCUGUCGACAUAUACAUCGUCAUCAUUCCGAUUCCAGAACUGCUCAAGUUGAAUCUGAGUAUGCGGAAGAAACUCAUGCUUGUGGCGAUAUUCAGCACAGGCGCGAUAUACGAUGUUAACACCAACAGCACAAUCAUCGUCUCCAUCUCCCGCCUCUGGGCCCUCGCCCAAUACGGCGCUUCCACCAACCCCAUCUACGACAACAUGCUCUCGGGCAUCUUCUCGCCCCUCGAACUCAACGUCGGCAUAAUCGCAAUGUGCAUGCCCGCCUUCCGCCGCUUCGUCGCGCGCUUCCUACCACGCUGGUUUGGCAGCACGUUGGGCUCGUCGGCAAACACGCCGCGGUAUACUGCCGAGGCGACGCGCAGGAUUAAGCAGGAUACGCUGGGCGGGAGUCUGUUUCAGACGACGAUUAUGAAGACGGUUGAUGUUAGUGUUAAAGAGGAGGUAAGGGGCGAGGACGAGGUGGGGCUGGUGGAUUUGAGGGAUGGGAGGAGUGAGGAGGAUGUGGGGAAGAAGCCGGAUAGUUUGUAUAGGGCCAGGCACCAGGAGACGCUGCCGAAGAAUUGGUGA